Molecule: messenger RNA, 1461 nt
Organism: Gavia stellata (red-throated loon)
Lineage: Eukaryota; Metazoa; Chordata; Aves; Gaviiformes; Gaviidae
Gene: TMEM108
Product: transmembrane protein 108
Exons: 4
Coding region: 1-1461 (486 amino acids)
Biological process (GO): retrograde axonal transport; postsynaptic density organization; dendrite extension
Cellular component (GO): postsynaptic density; axon; endosome membrane
Source: RefSeq, a predicted model, not a curated record
AUGGCCACGGGGCCACCGCAGCCCCUGCGGAUUUUCCUUUCUCUUCCUACUUUCCCAGAGAAGCCGACAAAGUUGAAUGCUAACUCUUCUGUCCUUCUGCAGAACAUGGAAGGUGUUCUACUGAUCUUGGCACUGACAGAAGAGCUGGUGUUUUCUGUUCAGGUACUGUCUCCCACUGUCUCCUCCUCUCAGGGCUUCCUGAUGGACACUACCACUGUCACAGCCAUGGGAACAACACCUCGCCACGCGGCAGAGCCCCUUCCCACGUCCGCUCGCACCGUGCCCCAUCCCAGGCAAAAGCAAGCGAGUGGCCCUCGCGUCAGCGAAAAGGAAACGUAUCAUUUAUACAACCAGAGUGCUUUGUACUCGGGACAGACUCGCCCCAAGGGGAAAAUAUUCCAGGUUUUCAAAGGCAACUUCACAGAGUCCUCAGAGCCUUACCUAAAGACGACCCUGCACUCUCCCUUCCCUACGCUGAGGAGCCCUUUCACAGACCACCCGUUUCAGUCCCAGACCGCAGCAUCCAGCGAUCCAAAUGGCACGGGGCUGGCAAGAACUACACACUCAGACCCUUCUCCCCACCACAACACCUCGGGAAGCCUUAGGGAAGCAGAGCGAGGGGAUGGGGCCAAGCUAGUGGUGCAGGAGGCAGAUUUUGCCACCACAACUGCUGGACCAUCAGCUGAUCCUGAAGCAGUGUCGGUGCCUUUUAAACCCACCCACUAUGGCGUAUGGGAUAUGCUGAGCAAAAACAACUCUUGGGUGACCUUGAAUCUCAGUACAAAUGUCCCUCUGUUUGCUGGCCCUGGAUCUGCAACAGCAGCAGCGGGUCACUCGGAUCAGACCAGUUUUGACGUCGGCAUCUCCUCCCCAGCAGCGGGAGACCCCAAGGGACCCGCUCCAACGCAGCACGGCGCGGUGACUAACGCGACCUUGCUGGGCAGUGCUCUCUCCGCAGCGCCUGCCACGAGGUUGUCCAGCUCCAUUUCCACAGCUGGCUCCACAGCCACGGGGAACUUCCUAAACAGACUGGUUCCUGCCGGGACCUGGAAACCCGGGGUGCAAGGAAACAUCUCCCAUGUCACCGAGGGGGACAAACCCCAGCACAGAGCAACCAUCUGUCUCAGCAAGAUGGACAUUGCCUGGAUCAUUCUGGCUAUCAGCGUACCUAUAUCCUCAUGUUCAGUUCUGCUGACAGUCUGCUGCAUGAGGAGGAAGAAAAAGACAUCUAACCCAGAAAACAACCUGAGCUAUUGGAAUAAUGCUAUUACCAUGGACUACUUCAACAGGCAUGCUGUAGAGUUACCGAGAGAGAUCCAGUCCCUGGAGACUUCAGAGGACCACCUCUCCGAGCCACGCUCCCCUGCCAACGGUGACUACCGCGACAGCGGGAUGGUCCUCGUGAACCCCUUCUGUCAAGAAACGCUGUUUGUAGGACAUGAGCAAGUCUCUGAAAUAUGA